UACAAACACAAUGUUCAGCAACACUUCCAACAGCAACGCCAACAACGCCAACUGCUCCGAGCAGUCGCAACAGCAGCCAUCGUUCCAUCACUUUGGCCAUCAUGGCCAUCAUGAUUUCCAUGGCCAUCACGGACACCAUGGCCAUCACGGACACCAUGGUCACCAUGGCCAUCACGGCCAUCACGGCUUUCACGGACACCCUGGACCUCAUGGUCACCACGGCUUUGGUGGCGGAUUCGGAGGUCGCAUGGGCUUUGGCCGUGGACACCCGAAUCCUGCCGCUUUUGGGUUUGGUUUCGGCUUUCCCGGCCACGGCGGCCCAGUUGACCCCCGCUGCCAAGCCUUUGCUUUCGGCGACAUGAAUCGCCCUGGCCCCGAGGCCGAUCGCUUUGCUGAGCUCUUCCGACAGCGCUGCUCGAUGAUGUCGGAGCAUCUUGCCAACAAAAUGAACGCCAGCAGCUCGACCGAAACGGGCUCGGACUCGGACUCGUCGUCGGAUGAGCAGCCUUCCGCGCCUACUACGACUGAGACCACACACCAGCUUUCCGACCAGCAGAAGGAAGCCAUCAAGCAGCGCUGGCGUGCGCGUGCUCUUCACGUCGUGGAGAAGCUGACCAACAAUGCCACAGCCCAAGCCUUCGCUCCCGGCCUCACCGACGACGCCUUUGAGCAGUGGUUUGCCCGCAAAAUGACCAAGCGUGCCAACUGCAAGCGUCGUCGUCAUUGCCGCUUUGCUCGCUUUGCUCGCUUCUGGACCCAGCCCGAGCAGUGUGGACUUUUCGGCUGGGAUUCCUGCACUCCGAGCGAUCGUACCGCCACCCCCUGCGCUCCGUUCACCGCCACCUCCGCCACCUCCUCCGCCGCCAGCUGCUCGGCGGCCAUGUCGGCUCCCUUCGGCAACAAUGCGGCGUCUUCCAGUGAUUCUACCGCUGCAGCUGCGGCAUCUGGGUCAGAGUCCGCUGCCAAGCACGCUCGCGCACGCCCGGUGCGCAUCCAGUUUCUGAUCGAAGGCGCCCUCGUCCACGACAACGCCGAGGCGGCAAAGCAGCUCUUCCAGAACAUUUCGGCCAUUGUCCGCCGCGACCAGACUGCGAGUGACUUCAAGUGCAAGGACGCCGUUGGCAUCAGCGUCUUUGGCGAUGACCAGCUGGUCGACGUUCUGCCCAUGACACGCGUGAAAAAGGUCGAUUGGGAGCAGACCAUUGCUGCCGGCACCAAGGCCACCAUUCCGUGUGCGACCAGCAACCUUGGCGACGCCAUCAAGCUUCAGCUCGAGAUUUCUGCCCAAGAGAUGGCCGAGCGCCCCUGGUGCGCGCGCGCCGCCCAGUUCCUGAUUGUUCUCACCAGCGGCGAGGACCACACCAGCGACGUUGCAAUCGGCGACGUGUCGGCGCUCCUCGUUGCUCACGUGGCCCAGCACAACACCACGCUGGCGGUUGUUGGCGUGAAUCUGACGCCCAGCACCCAAGUUUACAUUGACGCGCUUACCAAAGAUGCCAUGAACGCCAAGUCCAGUCUGAUGCUCCCGUGCGCCACGCCAAACCUCGCUCCUGUCAUUCCCCAGCUCGUUGCUGCCAUUGCCCAGCAGCGCACUGCCAGUAUUCCAGCGCGCUCCACCCCUCGCAGCACCAAGCGCGAAGAAAAGCGCGCUGCCAAGCAAGCCAACUAGAAUCGUUGCGCUGCUUGUUUUCUUGAUGUGUAUUUCUUUGUUGAUAAUGUACUCGGCAAUGUCUUUUGUGUGUCUUCAAAAGGCUUUUUCAAAAACAAAACAAACAAAAUCAAAAACAAAAAAACAAUAAAUUUUGUAC
Molecule: messenger RNA, 1808 nt
Organism: Capsaspora owczarzaki ATCC 30864
Lineage: Eukaryota; Filasterea; Ministeriida; Capsasporidae
Exons: 1
Coding region: 11-1669 (552 amino acids)
Source: RefSeq, a predicted model, not a curated record